This is a messenger RNA of Artibeus jamaicensis (Jamaican fruit-eating bat), 1355 nucleotides long. RefSeq names its product retinal G protein coupled receptor (gene RGR). Lineage: Eukaryota; Metazoa; Chordata; Mammalia; Chiroptera; Phyllostomidae. The transcript is spliced from 7 exons. Gene Ontology annotation, biological process: visual perception; G protein-coupled receptor signaling pathway; phototransduction. Gene Ontology annotation, cellular component: membrane. The coding region runs from base 19 to 876 and encodes 285 amino acids. Gene Ontology annotation, molecular function: G protein-coupled receptor activity. The record is from RefSeq and is a predicted model, not a curated record.
GCUGGAAGGAAGGCAAGGAUGGCAGAGUCCAGGUCCCUGCCCACAGGGUUUGGGGAACUCGAGGUGCUGGCUGUGGGGAUGGUGCUUCUGGUGGAAGCUCUUGCCGGUCUCAGCCUCAAUAGCCUGACCAUCCUCUCUUUCUGCAAGAACCCGGAGCUUCGGACCCCUAGACACCUGCUGGUGCUGAGCUUGGCUCUUGCAGACAGUGGGAUCAGCCUGAAUGCCCUCGUUGCAGCCACAUCCAGCCUCCUUCGGCACUGGCCCUAUGGCUCAGAUGGCUGCCAGGCUCACGGCUUCCAAGGCUUUGCAGCAGCACUGGCCAGCAUCUGCAACAGCGCAGCCGUUGCUUGGGGGAGUUAUCAUCACUACUGCACUCACAGCCCAUUGGCUUGGGACACGGCUGUAUCCUUGGUGCUCUUCGUGUGGCUAUCUUCUGCCUUCUGGGCAGCACUGCCCCUCCUGGGCUGGGGCCACUAUGACUAUGAGCCUCUGGGGACAUGCUGCACCCUGGACUACUCCAGAAACUUCACCAGCUUCCUGUUCACCAUGGCCUUUUUCAACUUCCUCCUGCCCCUCUUUAUCACAUUUAUAUCCUAUCGGCUCAUGGAGCAGAAACUUGGGAAGACAGGACAUCCCCAGGUGAACACCACCCUGCCAGCCAGGAUGCUGCUGCUCGGCUGGGGCCCCUAUGCCCUCCUGUAUCUGUACGCAGCCAUCACAGAUGUGACCCUCAUCUCCCCCAAGCUGCAGAUGGUACCCGCUCUCAUCGCCAAAACGAUGCCCACAAUCAACGCUGUGAACUAUGCCCUGGGCAGUGGCAUGGUCCACAGAGGAAUCUGGCAGUGCCUGUUGCCAAAGAGAAGUGAGCAGGACUGAGCACACUGAGCCUCUCCACAGGGCUGCUCAAACGCAGGCCCACCCCUGCCACUCUGGACUGAGCUCCAGGAUGGGAGGCUGCACAAGCAGUCCUACCCUGCAGCCUCAGAAGCCAAGCUCCAGACAUACAUCAUCCACCCCUAGGCUGGACACAAGAAAGGAGCUGGGCUUAGGGCCAGAGAGACUUGAAUGUUAGUUGUAGCCCUCCACACAGAAGCUAGAGACCUCGGGAAAGUCAUUGUUCCUGACCUUAACACAAAUAAUUAAUAUGGCCCUGGCUGGUGUAGCUCAGUGGAUUGAGCAUGGGUCUGUGAAGCAAAGGAUCACCGGUUCAAUUCCCAGUCAGGGCACAUGCCUGGGUUGCAGGCCAGGUCCCCGGUAGAGGACACAUGAAAGGCAACCACACAUUGAUGUUUCUCUCCCACUCUUUCUCCUUCCCUUCCCCUCUCUCUAAAAAUAAAUAAAUAGAAUAUUAUAUA